CACCCUUUUCAACCCCGUUCGCUCCUUCGAUUUUUGUCCCGGUUGCGGUUGGCCGAAGCGGUUGUUCGAUGUUUGGUGGGAGUCCGUCCGUCACUGUGAAGUGAUAAUGAUCAUGGACUAUUGCGCACUGAGCAGCAAACCAAUCGAAGUUGAUACUUUUCCCUCGCCAACAGCAGUCACCGACGUCCUACCGGUAGAAGACGAGAUCGAAGAAAUUGUGCGACAACAUCCACCAAUACUACCUUCCUCCUCCGCAAGGUUUCGAGCUCGUUCGCUGCGAGCGCCCGUCCAACGUCGAGUUCGAAUGGGCAAAAGCGGGAAGACCUACCAGAUGUUUGAAAUUUCGACGAUGGAGUCGAGAAGGAGUAUGGAUGGGUCCGACUCGUCAUCGUCGGCUGUGACUGUGGUUACUUCUGCAACAUCAUCAUGCACAGAUCCAUGGAGUUCAUCGAUCUCGAGCAGUGGUUGGGUUGAGGAAGAAGAGGACGAGCCCGACUUCGAUUGGGAUCAUGAAGACGAGAGACAAAGAGACGACGAUGGGGACAUGUUGUUGGUACCGAAGCUUGAGCCGGUCGAUGAUAUAGAUAUGGCAGAUCUAUCAGAUGUGAAGGAGAGCAUUAUUCCUGAGACGCCUGAAACAUCGUCGUCGAUCUCAACACCGGCGCAGGUCAAGAGACCUCGCGGCCGCCCAAGGAAACAUCCCAAGCCAUCCCCAGAGGCAUUGGCCAAGGUCGCGAAGGGGAGAUCAAAGACUGGUUGUAUCACUUGUCGGAGGCGGAAGAAGAAGUGCGACGAGACAAAACCUGGCUGCCUCAAUUGUGAGAAGAACUCUGUGAUAUGUGAAGGUUAUCCGGAGAAGACGACAUGGAAGAGCGGGAAGGAGAAGGGGGAAGAAGGUAGGGUCAUAAUGACAUGCCAGCAGAGAGCGGAUGAGCUGAUCGAAUCAACAGCCCUGAAACGCAGGGCCGCAAGCAUCACAAUCUCCAGCAUACAAUUGCCCUAUCUGGUCCAUGGAGUAGAGACAGAGGGUGACAGGAUGUUCCUUCAUCACUACAUCUCUCGACUGAGCAUGAUUUUCACUCUGGAAGGCGAAAAUGAUAGUGCUUUCAGGAAUAUCUUACUUCCGAUGGCUCAGCAGCAUUCCGGUCUGAUGCAUUCGAUAUUGGCGCUGUCCAGCAAACAUAUCGACUACGACUCUCCAUAUGGACUUCAAAUCUUACAAGAGCAUCCAAACGUAGAUGUCAAAAUGCUUGAAGAACGGUCACAAUUUCACCACGACGAGGCGUUCAAGGAAUUGACGUGCAGGAAGAGUGAAGAAGUUGCCGUCACCCCCGCCACGUAUGCUCAAAUGAUUUGUUUUGUUCUCCAAACUCUAUCGGACAAGACCCCAAACGGAUCACAUCGGCUUCAUCUCCAAUACUACCAGAAGUUGAUUAAGGAGAGCCCGCCAGCCGAGGAAACGGAGUUCACAAAAUUCAUCCACGAGUUCUUCCAAUAUCACAUAUGCGCUGAUCAACUCAUCCAUCUACCUCAAGGCGAUGUUCACUACGUCUCAAUUCCAGAUGAUUGGAAUCUCCCAACAACUGUCCUACAGCCCUCCGCUGUUCGUCUUCUCGGAGUCUUCGAUGGACUCUUCCUUUACAUGUCGAAGAUAACCAAUCUCAGGAACAAGAUCCGUCACAACGUGGAGCAUGGAAUUGAUCCCGUCGUCGACUACAGAGCUUUCUACGCAGCAGCUGAAAUCGAUGCUGGGAUCAGGGAAUGGACACCCGCGUGGCCCGCAGGCGACCCACGCGAUGCAGCCGGUAUGCUCUACAGGCAAAUGAUGUGGAUCUAUCUCUGGCGUACGAUCAACCCACCGCAAGUCACCAACUGGAAGCCGGAUCCCAAGAACAAGAUCAAGCAAGCCGUCGAUGACGGCCUUGAGCUUCUCUCCGGCUUUGGAGCUCGUGAUCCAAGUCAGACCUUGAUUCUAGCUCCUGCGUUCGUAAUCGGCUGUGCAGCAUUCGAGAAAUACCAGCGCGAGCCGAUCCGCAAGGCCAUCGGUGUCGUAAAGAACUACAUGGAGUACAAGAACACCGACACCGCACUGGAAGUUCUCGAAGAAGUGUGGAGGCUGAUGGAUGCGCACGAUGAGCAGAGCUGGGACUGGCAAUCCAUCGCACACCGGAUGGGGAUGGACUUCCUAGCCACAUGAUACACGCUUUUGCUUACUUCGCUCUUCUUGUUAAUGCUCGACGACGAUGAUACCCGGAUUUCCACGGCUGCAGUGGACUUAAUUUAGACGCUAUCACGUGUACACGACGACCUCGACCUAUUGACGACCGAUCCACACUAUAUACGUUUACAUGCCGCCGCUACGCCUUUGUAUUCUCGACCUUCUUCAUCCAGAUCCUAUAUCACUUGUUCCUUUCCUGUCACGCAUCUCUGGCGGGUUGGCGGCUUUCUUCCCGCGAUGUUUUUGUGUUAUGAUACCAAGCUUA
Hyaloscypha bicolor E is the source of this 2483-nucleotide messenger RNA. RefSeq lists its product as uncharacterized. Gene Ontology annotation, cellular component: nucleus. NCBI's taxonomy places the organism in Eukaryota, Fungi, Ascomycota, Leotiomycetes, Helotiales, Hyaloscyphaceae. Gene Ontology annotation, molecular function: transcription cis-regulatory region binding; DNA-binding transcription factor activity, RNA polymerase II-specific; zinc ion binding. Gene Ontology annotation, biological process: positive regulation of transcription by RNA polymerase II. The record is from RefSeq and is a predicted model, not a curated record. The transcript has 2 exons. The coding region runs from base 107 to 2197 and encodes 696 amino acids.